CUUGUUUACUAGAAAAAGCGUGCUUGUGGUACGAGUUGGCAACAGUGUAACCAUUUAUCCCUAAAUUAUAUUAAUAUGGGGGUUGAAUUACUAUGGAAAAGUUCAUUUUAAAACUUGCUAGCUAAUAACGACCCGGCUUUAUCUGGUCUAUGUUUAGUUAUGGUUAAUUUAAGCUCUGUAGCAUUGUAGAACUUAGGCUAGCUAAACUAGCUGUCAACCAGCUUAGUUUUGUCUAAUUGACCAUAAUAUUAAGUUUCCUUCAUGUUUGGGUGUUUUAGCGGAAUUAAAAUCAACUUUAACCAGCAGCCAUGAGGUCUUUGAACUAUGUCCAGCGGGUCAGUUUGGAUUUUACAGGAACUCUGUUUCCUCACGCGAUCUGUUUGGGAGACGCAGACAACGACUCGUUGAACGAGCUGAUUGUAGGAGACACCAGUGGAAAGCUUCUUGUUUACAAGAAUGAUGAUUCCAAACCCUGGAUCACAAGAACCUGUGUGGGCAUGCUAACCUGUGUUGCAGUCGGAGAUGUGUGCAACAGGGGAAAGAACCUUGUGGUUGCUGUGGGUGCAGAGGGAUGGUUUCACCUCUUUGACUUGACAGCCGCCACUGCAAGUAAAUUAGAUUCAUCCAGCCAACAUGAAUUCCAGCCACCUGAUGACCAGAGGCCGUUCUUCACCCAACAUAUCCCCGCCAACACUAAAGUCCUCCUCAUCAGUGAUAUUGAUGGAGAUGGACGCUGUGAGCUUGUGGUGGGAUACACAGACCGAGUGGUGCGAGCUUUCCGUUGGGAAGAGCCAUCUGACAGCUCAAAUGGAGGACUGGGUCAGCUGGUUCUGCUAAAGAAAUGGCUUCUGGAGGGUCAGGUAGACAGUUUGUCUGUGAAUCCUGGUCCAGAGGGUUUACCGGAGCUGAUGGUGUCUCAACCCGGAUGCGGCUAUGCCAUCCUGCUCUGCACCUGGACUCAACAGGACUCCACUGAAUCUGAGGAGGAUGCCCCUGCCACUCCGGGGAGUGAGGGGCCUUCCAGAGACGUAGUUCUUCAUCUGACCACCGGGCGGAUCCACAACAAGAACGUUUCCACUCAUCUCAUUGGCAGCAUAAGCAAAGGUUCAAAAGAAGAAUCCUCUAAAUGUGGCCUGUUUGCACUCUGUACUUUAGAUGGAACCCUGAAGCUGAUGGACAGCUCGGAGCAGCUGCUGUGGUCGGUGCAGGUGGAUCAUCAGCUUUUUGCCCUGCAGAAGCUCGAUGUCACUGGAGACGGCAGAGAGGAAGUGGUGGCGUGCGCUUGGGACGGUCAAACCUACAUCAUUGACCACAAUCGGACCGUGGUGCGCUUCCACUUUGAUGAGAACGUCAACGCCUUCUGUGCCGGUCAGUAUACAUGUAAGGAGGGGAAAAACAGUCCCUGCCUGGUGUACGUCAGCUUUAAUCAGAAAAUCUACAUCUACUGGAAGGUCGAGCUGGAGCGUAUGGAGUCCACCAACCUACUGCGAGUUCUGGAGGAGAAGCCAGAGUUUAGAAGCCGUCUUAAGGUGCUAGGAGUCGAUGCGGAGGAUUCGGGUGCAGUGAGAGACCUGGUGGCAAAUGUUCUCUACCAGGAUGCACAGACGUAACACAGCAACAUAUGUCACCACACUGCCGCCUUUGUUUACCCCCUUAAUGUAAAUACUCCACAAAUAAACACUGUUUGUCCCCCA
Messenger RNA from Melanotaenia boesemani (Boeseman's rainbowfish), 1694 nucleotides. RefSeq names its product integrin alpha FG-GAP repeat containing 2 (gene itfg2). Bases 309 to 1610 code for a protein of 433 amino acids. Lineage: Eukaryota; Metazoa; Chordata; Actinopteri; Atheriniformes; Melanotaeniidae. The transcript has 12 exons. Gene Ontology annotation, cellular component: KICSTOR complex. The record is from RefSeq and is a predicted model, not a curated record. Gene Ontology annotation, biological process: regulation of TOR signaling.